Messenger RNA from Eurypyga helias (sunbittern), 1551 nucleotides. RefSeq names its product dedicator of cytokinesis protein 7-like. Gene Ontology annotation, biological process: positive regulation of GTPase activity; small GTPase-mediated signal transduction; axonogenesis. The transcript is spliced from 12 exons. Gene Ontology annotation, molecular function: guanyl-nucleotide exchange factor activity. The annotation marks the transcript as partial. The record is from RefSeq and is a predicted model, not a curated record. Lineage: Eukaryota; Metazoa; Chordata; Aves; Eurypygiformes; Eurypygidae.
GUGCCGCUUACAGAAGCAGUGGACCCGGUUGAGCUGGAGGACUACCUUAUUACACACCCGAUCACAGUGGAGUCGGGGCCCCUGCGAGACUUGCUGGAGUUUCCUCCCGAUGACAUCGAGGUGGUGUACACCCCCCGGGAAUGUCGAACGCUUGUGUCGGCCGUGCCCGAAGAGAGUGAGAUGGACCCUCACGUGAGGGACUGUGUAAGAAGCUACACGGAAGACUGGGCGAUUGUGAACAGAAAAUAUCACAAGCUGGGAACUGGAUUUAAUCCCAACACCUUAGACAAACAGAAGGAGAGGCAAAAGGGACUCCCCAAACAGAUCUUUGAGUCUGAUGAAGCUCCAGAUGGCAACAGUUACCAGGAUGAACAAGACGACCUUAAACGACGUUCAAUGUCGAUCGACGAUACUCCCCGGGGCAGCUGGGCAUGCAGUAUUUUUGAUCUGAAGAACUCCCUCCCAGAUGCCCUUCUCCCAAACCUGCUGGACCGAACCCCGAAUGAAGAGAUCGACCACCACAAUGAGGACCAGAGGAAGUCCAGUAGGCACAAGGAGCUUUUUGCACUGCACCCAGCCCCAGAGGAGGAGGAGCCUAUAGAACGACUUAGUGUCCCUGAAGUACCCAAAGAACACUUUGGCCAAAGACUCCUGGUGAAGUGUUUGUCCCUUAAAUUUGAAAUAGAAAUUGAGCCCAUUUUUGCAAGUUUGGCUUUGUAUGAUGUUAAAGAAAAGAAAAAGAUUUCAGAGAAUUUCUACUUUGACUUAAACUCGGAACAAAUGAAGGGAAUGCUUCGUCCACAUGUGCCCCCGGCAGCUAUAUCCACGCUGGCCAGAUCUGCCAUCUUUUCUAUCACCUACCCCUCUCAGGAUGUCUUCCUGGUAAUAAAGUUGGAAAAAGUAUUACAGCAGGGAGAUAUUGGGGAGUGUGCAGAACCUUACAUGAUUUUUAAAGAAUCUGAUGCAGCAAAGAAUAAGGAGAAGUUGGAAAAACUGAAGUGCCAGGCAGAACAGUUUUGCCAAAGACUAGGCAAGUAUCGAAUGCCUUUUGCCUGGACAGCCAUUCAUUUAAUGAACAUCGUGAGCAGCGCUGGAAGUUUGGAAAGAGAUUCCACAGAAGUAGAAGUUGGUGCAGGAGAACGAAAAGGGUCGUGGUCGGAGAGGCGGAAUUCCAGUAUUGUCGGGAGGCGUUCCUUAGAGAGGACCACCAGUGGGGAUGAGGCUUGCAAUUUGACCAGUUUUAGACCAGCUACUCUGACAGUGACAAACUUCUUCAAACAGGAGGGCGAUCGCCUGAGCGAUGAAGAUUUGUACAAGUUCCUUGCUGACAUGAGGCGGCCAUCGUCAGUCUUGCGGAGACUGAGACCUAUCACAGCUCAGUUAAAGAUAGACAUCUCUCCAGCUCCAGAGAAUCCCCAUUACUGUCUAACUCCAGAGCUGUUGCAAGUCAAACUUUACCCAGACAGCAGAGUUAGACCUACAAGAGAAAUCCUGGAGUUUCCUGCCAGGGAUGUCUACGUUCCAAAUACCACGUACAGGUUAGAGUUUUGA